GAACUAUUACGGGUGUUAUAAACUACAGGCGUUAACUCAUUAUUCAGAACUUUGAGCCGAAACGUUUAUAAUGAUUAAAUGUGUGUUUGUUGUUCUGUUAUGCUAUGCUAAGCUAGCCUAUUAGCUCCCGCUCGAGCCCGUUUGAACGUUUGUUGAAGCUUCGUGUCCUCGCGCAGGGUUGGUGGUUAAUGGGCGGGAGGCGCGAGGACACGGGGCUUGAGGAACACGCGCUGUUUACGUUGUUUAUGGUGUUUAUGGGUAAGAUGGGUUAGCUAGCAUGCUAACUGCUGCUGAACACAUGGAGGAGAGGAGGAGACAGGACCGCAGAGGAGAUGAGGAGGAGACAUGAGAGGAGGGAGACGAUGAGACGGGAGAGGAAGGAGGAGACAGGAGGGGAGGGAGAAGAUAAGGAGACAUGGGAUGAGGAUCCAUCCUGCUUCCUUUCUUCCACAGGGCCUCGCCCAGCUGGAGAUCCUGUGUAAGCAGCUGUAUGAGACCACCGACACCGCCGUCCGACACCAGGCAGAGAAAGCUCUGGUGGAGUUCACCAACAGCCCCGACUGUCUCAGCAAGUGUCAGCUGCUGCUGGAGAGAGGCAGUUCAUCAUAUUCUCAGCUGCUCGCAGCCACUUGUUUGUCUAAACUGGUGUCUCGAACCAGCAACCCUCUACCACUCGAGCAACGCAUCGACAUCCGGAACUAUGUUCUGAAUUAUCUGGCUACGCGGCCAAAGUUAGCAGCCUUUGUGACGCAGGCUCUGAUCCAGCUGUAUGCAAGGAUCACCAAGCUGGGCUGGUUCGACUGCCAGAAAGACGACUACGUCUUCAGGAACGUCAUCGCGGACGUCACUCGCUUCCUUCAGGACAGCGUUGAACAUUGCAUCAUCGGGGUCACCAUUCUGUCCCAGCUGACCAAUGAGAUCAAUCAGGCCGACACAACGCACCCUCUGACCAAACACAGGAAGAUCGCGUCUUCAUUCAGAGAUUCGUCUCUUUUCGACAUCUUCACUCUUUCCUGCAACCUCCUCAAACAGGCGUCGGGGAAGAACCUGAACCUGAACGAUGAGUCGCAGCACGGUCUGCUGAUGCAGCUGCUCAAGCUCAGCUACAACUGCCUCAACUACGACUUCAUAGGAACUUCCACCGACGAGUCGUCGGACGACCUCUGCACCGUCCAGAUCCCCACGUCAUGGAGAUCAGCGUUUCUAGAUUCCUCCACUCUGCAGCUCUUUUUCAAUUUAUAUCAUUCCAUCCCUCCGUCCCUUUCCCCGUUGGUGUUGUCAUGUCUAGUUCAGAUAGCCUCGGUCAGGCGGUCUCUCUUCAACAACGCAGAGCGAGCAAAGUUCCUCUCUCACUUGGUGGACGGCGUGAAGAGGAUUCUGGCAAACCCACAGUGUUUGCCAGAUCCCAAUAACUACCACGAGUUCUGCCGCCUGCUGGCGAGGCUGAAGAGUAACUACCAGCUGGGGGAACUGGUGAAAGUAGAAAACUACCCUGAAGUUAUCCGCCUCAUAGCCAACUUCACCGUCACCAGUCUGCAGCACUGGGAGUUCGCCCCCAACAGCGUUCACUAUCUGCUGAGUCUGUGGCAGCGCCUGGCAGCGUCGGUCCCUUACGUUAAAGCCACCGAGCCUCACCUGCUGGAGACCUACACUCCGGAGGUCACCAAGGCCUACAUCACGUCCCGGCUGGAGUCGGUCCACGUUAUCCUCAGAGACGGGUUAGAAGACCCUCUGGACGACGCCGGGCUGGUCCAGCAGCAGUUGGACCAGCUGUCCACCAUCGGGCGGUGCGAGUAUGAGAAAACGUGCGCUCUGCUGGUCCAGCUGUUCGACCAGGCGGCUCAGACCUACCAGGAGCUCCUUCAGUCCACCAACUCCAGCGCUGCAGACAUCACUGUGCAGGAGGGCCGGUUGACGUGGCUGGUUUACAUAAUCGGAGCGGUCAUCGGUGGACGGGUGUCGUUUGCGAGUACAGACGAGCAGGACGCCAUGGAUGGGGAGUUAGUCUGUCGGGUGCUCCAGCUGAUGAAUCUGACCGACUCUCGGCUCGCUCAGGCCGGCAACGAGAGGCUGGAGCUGGCCAUGCUCAGCUUCUUCGAGCAGUUCAGGAAGAUCUACAUCGGAGACCAGGUGCAGAAAUCCUCAAAGCUUUAUCGACGACUAUCAGAAGUUCUGGGGUUGAAUGAUGAGACGAUGGUCCUCAGUGUCUUUAUCGGGAAAAUCAUCACCAACCUGAAGUACUGGGGCCAGUGUGAACCGAUCACCUCCAAGACACUCCAACUACUGAAUGACCUCUCUUUAGGGUACAGCAGCGUGAGGAAGCUGGUGAAGCUAAGCGCUGUCCAGUUCAUGUUGAACAACCACACUAGCGAACACUUCUCCUUCCUCGGCAUCAACAACCAGUCGAAUCUAAGCGACAUGAGAUGUCGGACCACCUUCUACACGGCUCUGGGGCGCCUGCUCAUGGUGGACUUAGGAGAAGAUGAGGACCAGUUUGAACAGUUCAUGCUUCCUCUGACGGCUGCGUUUGAAACUGUGGCUCAGAUGUUAAGUACAAACACCUUCAACGAGCAGGAAGCCAAGAGGACUCUGGUGGGUCUGGUCCGAGACCUGCGGGGCAUCGCCUUCGCCUUCAACGCCAAGACCAGUUUCAUGAUGCUCUUUGAUUGGAUAUAUCCCGCCUACAUGCCCAUCCUGCAGAGAGCCAUCGAGCUCUGGUACCACGACCCAGCAUGCACCACUCCGGUCCUCAAGCUAAUGGCCGAGCUGGUCCACAACAGAUCCCAGAGGCUUCAGUUCGACGUGUCGUCGCCGAACGGCAUCCUGCUGUUCAGAGAAACCAGCAAGAUGAUCACAACCUACGGAAACCGCAUCCUGACGCUGGGAGAAGUCCCGAAGGACCAGGUCUACGGCGUGAAGCUGAAGGGCGUCAGCGUGUGCUUCGCCAUGCUGAAGGCGGUGCUCAGCGGGAACUACGUCAACUUCGGAGUCUUCCGUCUGUACGGGGACGACGCUCUGGACAACGCCCUCCAGACCUUCAUCAAACUGCUGCUGUCCAUCCCGCACAGCGACCUUCUGGACUACCCGAAGCUCAGCCAGUCCUUCUACUCGCUGCUGGAGGUUCUGACUCAGGACCACAUGAACUUCAUCGCCAGUCUGGAGCCUCACGUGGUCAUGUACAUCCUGUCCUCCAUAUCCGAGGGGCUCACGGCGCUCGAUACGAUGGUGUGCACGGGAUGCUGCUCCAGUCUGGACCACAUCGUCACCUACCUGUUCAAGCAGCUGUCCCGGUCCACGAAGAAGAGGCCGGCUCCCAUGGCCUCGGACGACCGCUUCCUCCACAUCAUGCAGCAGCACCCGGAGAUGAUCCAGCAGAUGCUUUCCACCGUGUUAAACAUCAUCAUCUUCGAGGACUGCAGGAACCAGUGGUCCAUGUCUCGGCCUCUGCUCGGCCUCAUCCUGCUCAACGAGAAGUUCCUCCAGUACUUUGCUGACCUGAGGAACAGCAUUGUGAACAGUCAGCCUCCAGAGAAACAACAAGCAAUGCAUUUGUGCUUUGAGAACCUGAUGGAGGGAAUCGAACGGAACCUGCUGACGAAGAACCGGGACAGGUUCACUCAGAACCUGUCUGUCUUCAGGAGGGAGGUGAACGACAGCAUGAAGAACUCGACGUACGGCGUCAACAGCAACGACAUGAUGAGCUGACAUUCCAGAGAGGAGCCCCCACACCCCCCCCACCCGCGGGAUCGUUGGUUAACUCCGCCUCCUUUUUGAUAUAAGCAUAUAUAAAUAUAUACAGAUCUAUUUUAAAGCGAUGGUCGCCUCGUCUGGCUGUUCUAACGGGGGUGGGGGUGGGGGGGCAGGAAGUGGGGGGGUAAAGGUUGUAAUCCGCUUCUGCUGCCUUGUAUAGAAACAGAAAACACGUGUACAUUUCUUUUGGUAACGUUUUGAACUGUUUAUAACGAUUUCAACACAAAGAGACGAAGAAAAAGUUACAAAAAAACAACCGUGUGAUUGAGCUUUUUACAGUGUAGCGAGUUAGUGCACCUGUCUGUCUGCGUGGGGGGGCUCCACAGGAAGUGGGGGGGCGGGGGCACACACACUAACAAAGGGAGUCAGAGCGUCCAUGUUGUACAUUUUAAUAAAGUCUCUGAAGGGAUGUUAAUAUCCUGAGCAGCAGACAGGUUCAAGGGACAGUCUGCCUGUCUACCUACCUGUCUGCCUGUCUACCUAACUGUCUGCCUGUCUGUCUGUCUGUCUCACUCACAAAGACACAUUCACAUUUUCCUCUUUAGUUUAAUUUCUUCUCGCAAACUGAAUCGUUUUAAAAUAUUUUCACAUUUUAACGACUCGCCGGUCCAGAAACUGAAAUGAGACGAAACAAUUCAUGGAAGCAGAAAUCAAAGACGCUAUUGAUCCUUUAUUAUAUUUAUAGCACUAAUUAUUUUCUCAAUGAAUCUAUAAAAUGUCAGAUUCCCAAAGCAGAAGUAUUAAAUGUCUCGUUUUGACCCAGAAGGAAAAGAUGUAAAUCCUCUUGUUUUGAUGAAUCACCUGAAGAAAGCUGCUGAUCAUUCUCACUUUAGUCGACUCGGUAGACCCGGUCCUGGUUCUGGUCCACCUGUCUGCAUCAUGGUCUCAGCUCGUCCCCCUUCUGGACCGCCGGGUGCAGUUUCCACCAUUUUGUUUACACUCUGGAUUCCUUGGACCAGGUUUUGGGACUGCCCCCCCUUGUAGGUCCUGCAGCAGAGUCCUUCUUGGUGUGUGUGUGUGUGUGUGUGUGUGAGAGCGUGUGUGUGUGUGUGUGUGUGUGUGUGUUGUGUGUGUGUGUGUGUGUGUGUGUGUGGCGUCUCAUGGUGCUGCGAACCCACAAUGGAGCUCAAACAGGUCUGAAGGAACCAGAAGGCUCUGAAGACCUGAACGUGUACAGAGAGAAGCGGACCGGAGUCUCUGAGCAACUAGUUGCUCCACGAUGUUGCUGCUAACUGUUUGUGACAACUGGCUCAUUGUCUGUCCUGAGGUGGACGCUGGGUCCUAGAGUCCGUCUCCUACGUUGUGUUCGCAUCGUGACUGCAAAUAAACCUCAUCAGUUUUUA
Messenger RNA from Cyclopterus lumpus (lumpfish), 5093 nucleotides. It is a transcript of the gene xpo7, whose product is annotated as exportin 7. Gene Ontology annotation, molecular function: small GTPase binding; nuclear export signal receptor activity. The record is from RefSeq and is a predicted model, not a curated record. NCBI's taxonomy places the organism in Eukaryota, Metazoa, Chordata, Actinopteri, Perciformes, Cyclopteridae. The transcript has 28 exons. Bases 421 to 3705 code for a protein of 1094 amino acids. Gene Ontology annotation, biological process: protein export from nucleus. Gene Ontology annotation, cellular component: nuclear pore; cytoplasm.